Molecule: messenger RNA, 742 nt
Organism: Miniopterus natalensis
Lineage: Eukaryota; Metazoa; Chordata; Mammalia; Chiroptera; Miniopteridae
Gene: TRAT1
Product: T cell receptor associated transmembrane adaptor 1
Biological process (GO): positive regulation of T cell receptor signaling pathway; negative regulation of receptor recycling
Cellular component (GO): T cell receptor complex
Source: RefSeq, a predicted model, not a curated record
ACAUCCUUAGAAACAAAGUUUGUAGGAGUAUAUUUAAUCCAUGUGUUUGCCUUAUGGCUACAUAAGGAUUUCUCUGAGGAAAGAAGCAUGUCAGGAAACUCUGAAUGCCAGUUUUAUGUCUGGGCAAUUAUAGCCUCCUUGGUUUUAGCUCUGGUUCUAUCGCUCAUCUUCAAUGUUUCCCACUAUGUGGAAAAGCAGCGACAAGGUAAAAUAUACAGGUACUCUGAGGACUACAUUACUAGGGAGGAUGACUAUUAUAUUGAAGACACACCAAUUUAUGGUAACUUAGAUAAUGUGGUUCCAGAACCGAUGGAUGAAAAUUGCUAUGAACAAAUGAAAGCCCGACCAGAGAGGUCUGUGAAUGAACGGCAAGCUGCCCCACCGGCGCAGACAAUUGAUGAAGCACAGAUGUUUUAUGCUUCACUGAAUCACAACUAUGAGGGAAAGUACAGAAAGCCCAGGAAACAAAAUACGUAUAUGUCAGAUAAGAAUGAAGAUGAGCUGUUACAUGGAAUGAACGCCAGCGUUUCGCAGACGACUCUGGUGGACAGUUUCCCGCCGGAGAGCCAGGCAACAGAGGAAAACAUUCAUGAUGAUCCCGUUAGACUGUUUGGAUUGAUUCGUGGGAAGACAGAACCUGUAAACUAGCUGGACUGUGAUUUGGCUCUUGUUGAAGAAGAUUGUGAAAGAAAGCGAGAUCCCUCUAUGACACAGCAUGGUGUGGUAGGGUGUUCAUCUGAUC